Molecule: messenger RNA, 1857 nt
Organism: Aspergillus mulundensis
Lineage: Eukaryota; Fungi; Ascomycota; Eurotiomycetes; Eurotiales; Aspergillaceae
Product: MICOS complex subunit MIC60
Exons: 4
Coding region: 1-1857 (618 amino acids)
Biological process (GO): cristae formation
Cellular component (GO): MICOS complex
Source: RefSeq, a predicted model, not a curated record
AUGCUGCGCUCAUCUGUUCUACAGGGUCGGCAGAUACUGUCGUCCUCGGCUCGCCCACGGCCAGCAGCCCAAUGGCUGUCCAGAGCCGGGGCAAGUAGCCGGCUUGCAGGUCAGAGGUUUUUCGCUGAUGCAACUCCUCCUACUCCCGUUACACCUUCGUCCAACACACCAGUUCCCGCAGAGACCGCCGCGAAACCUACCUCAGGUUCCGGAGCUCCUGAAACCCCCACCCCGGCGCCUGCCCGCAAGUCUGGCCGCUUCCGAAGGUUCCUGAUCUACCUCAUCCUUACGUCUGGAUUGGCAUACGGCGGUGGUGUCUUUUUGGCCCUCAAAUCCGACAACUUCCACGACUUCUUCACGGAAUAUGUCCCAUAUGGCGAAGAGUCUGUCCUAUACUUCGAAGAACGUGAUUUCUACCGUCGAUUCCCAAACACGCUGAGACAUACGAACCGUCUUUCUACCGGGCCUCGGGAUGAAGGAAGUCGGGUCACUAUUCCAAGCAAGAGUGGGCUCUACUCUAAAGAGGUUGAAGAAUCUGGAGCCGACGUAUCCCAACAUGGUCCUCACAUGAGCGCUGUUGCGCAAGCUAAGGCCGACGAGGCGACCAUUAAGCCCGCCGCUGCGAAGCCCGAAGAGAAGACUGCCACGGUCAAGCAGGCUAAGAAGCAAGCGCAGGAGCCUGAGAAGCCAAAGGAAGAACCUAAGCAGGAGCCCAAGCUCCCCGCUGCACCCGCGGUCACAACCCUUGAGUUUGCCAAUGUCAGCGAAGGCGACGAGCCGAUCGUUCAGGAGCUAGUGAAGACCUUCAACGACAUCGUCACUGUCAUUAGCGCCGACGAGAACUCGGCUAAGUAUUCUAAACCGGUGGAGAAGGCAAAGGAGGAGCUGCAGAAGAUUGGCGAACAGAUUAUCAGCGUUCGUGAUGAGGCACGUCGCGCUGCUCAAGAGGAAAUCGAAAAGGCUCACGCUACCUUCGAUGAGUCUGCGCGUGAACUCAUCCGUCAAUUCGAAGCGGUACGUGAGAACGAUGCUGCUCAGUACCGCGAAGAAUUCGAGGCAGAACGUGAGAGGCUAGCGCGCGCCUACCAGCAGAAGAUUGAGACAGAAAUGCAAAGGGCUCUGGAAAUUGCCGAGCAGCGUCUCCAGAACGAACUCGUGGAGCAGGCAAUUGAAUUGAACCGCAAGUACCUGCAUGAUGUGAAGGACCUUGUCGAACGUGAAAGAGAUGGCCGCCUCAGCAAGCUAUCUGAGCUCACCUCUAGCGUUAGCGAACUCGAGAAACUCACGACCGGGUGGAGGGAAGUUAUCGAUACCAACCUCAAGACCCAGCAGCUCCAGGUGGCCGUGGAUGCAGUUAGAUCUGCUCUCGAGCGCUCAACUGUUCCCCGGCCGUUCGUGCGCGAAUUGGUCGCUGUCAAGGAGCUGGCAGGUGACGACCCUGUCGUUGAAGCCGCUAUUGCUUCUAUCAACCCCACAGCUUACCAGCGCGGUAUUCCCUCUACAUCCCAGAUCAUCGAGCGUUUCCGUAGGGUCGCCGAUGAAGUCCGCAAAGCUAGCCUGCUCCCCGAGGAUGCCGGUAUUGCCAGCCACGCGGCGAGCUUAGUCUUGAGCAAGGUUAUGUUUAAGAAGGAUGCCGAGGCUGGUAGCGAUGAUGUUGAGAGUGUUCUGCUGCGAACUGAGAACCUGUUGGAAGAAGGCAACCUGGAUGAUGCUGCGCGUGAAAUGAACUCUCUGAAGGGGUGGGCUAAGAUCCUGAGCAAGGACUGGCUGGCGGAUGUGCGCAGGGUUCUGGAGGUGAAGCAGGCUUUAGAAGUUAUUGAAACUGAGGCGCGCCUCCAGUGCCUGAGGGUUGAGUAG